This is a messenger RNA of Triticum urartu, 674 nucleotides long. Its product is annotated as casparian strip membrane protein 2-like. Lineage: Eukaryota; Viridiplantae; Streptophyta; Magnoliopsida; Poales; Poaceae. The record is from RefSeq and is a predicted model, not a curated record.
AUGGCCAGCACCAACGAGGCCACCGUCAUCCACAUGGACGACACCACCGGCAAGGCACCGGUCACGGCCGCGCCACCGCCAGGAGCCGCACCCGCGCCGGUGCAGCAGCAGCAGCAGCGCAAGUCCGGCGGCGGCGUGCCGUUCAUCCUGCGCAGCGGCGCCGAGGGCUUCCGGCGCUGCAUGGCCUUCGUGGACCUGCUGCUCAGGGUGGCGGCCUUCGGGCCCACGCUCGCGGCCGCCAUCUCCACGGGCACCUCCGACGAGACGCUCUCCGUCUUCACCGAGUACUUCCAGUUCCGCGCCAGGUUCGACGACUUCCCGGCCUUCACCUUCUUCAUGGUCGCCAACGCCGUCGCCGCGGGGUACCUGGUGCUGUCCCUCCCCUUCUCCAUCGUGGGCAUCAUCCGGCCAAAGGCGACCGGCGUCAGGCUGCUGCUGCUCGUCUGCGACACGGUGAUGGUGGUGCUGGUGACGGCCGCUGCGUCUGCGGCGGCGGCCAUCGUGUACGUGGCGCACGAGGGGAGCCGGCGCGCCAACUGGGCGCCCAUCUGCAUGCAGUUCCACGGCUUCUGCCAGCGCACCAGCGGCGCCGUCGUCGCCUCCUUCCUCGCCGUCCUCGUCUUCAUCCUCCUCGUCCUCCUCUCCGCCUGCGCGAUCCGCAGACACCGCUAGGC